CAAUUUUCAGGCCCGCCGCGUCUAGCAAAAAAUAUGAGAAAAAAAUUAUUAAAAAUUCGGAAAAUAGUUGAAAGUCAAGAAAAACUCAACAGAAAGGAUGUUAAAGCGUCCGGGGGCCCUGAGUCCGGGCAGUGUUGAGUACAUAAAACUGGAUAUAAUAAUUGCAUCAGUACUAGUUGGGCACUGUGCCCCUGUCCAUGUAGCUGGUUUGCCUUAGGGUGCCAUGGCCACAGGAACCCAGGGCCACCGUGACCACAUCUUGGAGAAAGCCAAGCUCACGCCACCCACGGGGAGGCGCGGGAGAGCAGAGGGGAAGCCCAAGAAGAAUUUCCCCUGCCCGGAGUGUCAGAAAGCUUUCAACAGUCUGGAGAAGUUGAAGGUGCACUCAUAUUCUCACACAGGAGAAAGACCCUACCGCUGCUCCCACCCUGACUGCACCAAGGCUUUCGUCUCCAAAUACAAACUGCUACGGCAUAUGGCAACUCACUCGCCAGAAAAAAACCACAAGUGUUCAUACUGUGAGAAAAUGUUCCACCGCAAGGAUCACUUAAAGAAUCACCUACACACUCAUGACCCGUACAAGGAGGCGUUCACCUGUCAGGAGUGUGGUAAGAGCUACAACACCAAGCUGGGCUUCAAACGCCACCUCGCCCUCCACGCGGCCAACAGUGGAGAUCUCACAUGCCAAGUGUGCCUGCAGCCAUUCCCCAGCACCGGAGUUCUUCUAGAGCACCUCAAAACACAUGCUGGCAAGUCCUCUGGCGGGACCAAAGAGAAAAAGCAUCGCUGCGAGCAUUGUGAGCGACGAUUUUACACCCGUAAGGACGUGCGACGCCACAUGGUGGUGCACACCGGACGCAAGGAUUUCCUUUGUCAGUACUGUGCCCAGCGCUUUGGUAGGAAGGACCAUCUGACACGUCACAUGAAGAAGAGCCACCCCCAGGAGCUGCUGAGGGUAAAAACUGAGCCAGCUGAUUCGCUGGAGCCCAUUAUCUAUGACUUGGCGUCUGGGGGUAUCAAGGGUGAGCUCCCGGGAACGCUGACACCAAGGCCGCACCAGAUCAACAUGUACACAGGCCCUAUCAUGGACACAGAAUCCUUCCCCACCGCCACACACCCCUUUUCUUUAAAGUACCCACUAGGCUCCAACUAUACCUCAUACACCGUCUCCUCACAGGAGCGGGAACAGAAUCUAAAGGGAGAACUGGAGACCUACCUGAUGGAGCUACAGAGCAGCAUGCCUUCCUCAUCUUCUGCAGCCCAAGAACCCCAGCUCUCCUCUUCCAAACUUGAGUUGGAACCUCAAGUGGGCGGGCUGGAGGGAACAAGGGAGGAGGUGUCCUUGUCCAAAAUGUCCACAUCCGUGGCAGCAUCCACUGAAGGUGACUCUCUGGCCUCAUCCUCCUCUCUGAUGGACUUCUCACAACUUUUCAACUUUCUUCCACUCAAUGGGCCUCCAUACAACCAGGCAGGGGGCAGCGGGGGGCAGGGUGUUGCCUAUCCACCCAACGAAGAGCCCACACCUCUUGUCCAACUGCCCCCCCAGUCCUCUGAAGGCCGAGAGGCUCCAGAGAGUCCGCUUCAAGGGCUCCCCUCCUCCUUCAUAUCCAACCCGAGCACGCCCACCACACUGCCCCGCUUCCACCAAGCUUUUCAGUGAUCCAGUAUGUAAUGCAACUCUAACACACAGAUGCACUCUAAAACACACAUACUAAAAUGCAUGUCAAGCUACACGACCACACCAGCAGACAAACAGACAAACAAAAUGCCAGUAACACAUUUUUCAUGAUAUUAACAUCUCUGUCCUUUAAAUAUGACAACAUGAGUAGGCGCUAACACAUGCAGCACACACAUAAUGAUCAGCACUGAGAGUAGUAACACACACAAAAACCUCUCCACACAAGUGUUGGCUUAAUUGGCUUUCUAAUGGUUACUAUUGGGAUGUCUUCUUUUCACCUAUCAGUCUUUUUAUUGAUUUGGCAAAUCACCAUGAUUCCUUAAUGACAUGUUUGCAUAAUAGCGGAAAAAUAAUCCUCUUGUACUCCAUGCACAUGCAAGUAAAAAUUUUUAAGCUGUUUUUUUGCUGUUUGCGAGUUUUAUAGCUUAUCCUGAUCUGUUGUAAUUACCAGAAGAAAUGACUUUUUCAAAGACCUGCAAGCUACAAUUAACAUUUAAAUCUUUAAUCACAGCACAAGCAGUAGCCCUCAGCCAUAGGCUGUGCUCACACAGGUCAGCACAGCUCAGGUUCACAUUUCAAAGAAAUUUUGGUGCAGCACUGCUCUGUGCACUACACCACUAACAUAAGUGCAAAAACUUGCCACAUACACAUUACUGGAAAAACCUGUUUUUCCGCAGUAAUGUGGACUGGCAUAACAGUGGCAUCGAGAGUUAUGACAGUUUAAACGUGAAUUAGUCUUUUGGGAGUUGAGGAAUUUUCACAUAGAUGAAUGAAAGUAUUUUGAUUGCAAUGACAUUUUCUUUUCUUUUGAAUAGUUUACCUUAGUAUGCGUAUUUUGCAAUGCAUAUUGUUUUUCGUAUAGCACUUUGAACUUUGUGAUGUCAUCAUGUCUCACUUUUUUUUAAUGUCUUUCUUAUUUGUGGUAUGAUUUUAAAGGACCAAUCUGCAGUUUUGGUAUGUUUUUGUCCAUUUACAUUCAUUUAAUACACCACUCAGCCACAACUCUAACUGAUUUUAAUGUUGUGGCUGAUCGGUGUACAUCAUGUACUAUAAAGGACUCCUGACCAUUUAUGCAAUGUUCUAGGCAGCUAUUGUGUUUCAUUCCUUUCUAAACUGUAUGGAAAUCAACUUAAUUGGGUCAGGUAAUCCAUUAUAGUGAUCGUGUCUGCUUUUUGUUUUAGUCAAUAACAUCACUGCAAUGUAUAUUAUAACUACAGUACCACGCAGUACAAUGAUGUCACCUUGUCAGCAGCAAAAGCAGACUUGAUGUUCAAUGGCCUGUAUUACACAACCCAGUUUCAAAGUUAAUUUCCAAUAUGAAGUGAAAUUGUAGGAAACCAACAGCUUCCUGGAAGGUGGCAAAACUCAAUCAAAACAUUUCAAAUGUGCUCUAAAGGAUUUUUAGCAGAAGGUUAAAGUAUGCGUGAUAAGUAGUAAAUAGGCCAAAACAUGCAAAAAACAUCAGCCUGGUCCUUUUGAUCAAUCCAUAAAACAGAAAUUAAUCCACAUUAUUAUAGACAAGGUACUGAGCAGGAACUACUGAGCAACAGUAUUACAAUUUUAGAUAUCAUUUUGGUAUUUGGUAGAUUUUCUGGUCAAGUUUUAUCUUAAUUCUCCAAAAGUGGGGAUAUUUUCAUAAAAGCUGAAAUGUGUCUUUUGUAUUGUUUCUUAUUUAUCCCAAACAAACACAGACAGAGCUGGCUGCUAGCUGCUGAAAUUACUUUAGACUGUUCAGGUAGCUCAAAAAAGAUCUAUCUCACAAAUAUCAUCAGUCUUUUUCAACAGAGAGAAUGAGUUGACACAAAGGGCUGCCUUUCUCCAAUUGUUUCCUCUAAAAAUACCCACUCCGCCACAAACACAGCAUCCCUAGUUAGAGAGGUAAGAUCCUCCAUGUAUCUAAGGUUAGUUUGUGUCCUAAUUAUUCAAAGUAAUUGAAAAAAAUAUCAGACCAGAAAGCAAGCAC
Molecule: messenger RNA, 3641 nt
Organism: Xiphias gladius (swordfish)
Lineage: Eukaryota; Metazoa; Chordata; Actinopteri; Istiophoriformes; Xiphiidae
Gene: plag1
Product: pleiomorphic adenoma gene 1
Exons: 3
Coding region: 224-1660 (478 amino acids)
Biological process (GO): regulation of transcription by RNA polymerase II; cell fate commitment
Cellular component (GO): nucleus; cytoplasm
Molecular function (GO): DNA-binding transcription factor activity; histone deacetylase binding; RNA polymerase II cis-regulatory region sequence-specific DNA binding
Source: RefSeq, a predicted model, not a curated record